Molecule: messenger RNA, 1842 nt
Organism: Camelina sativa (false flax)
Lineage: Eukaryota; Viridiplantae; Streptophyta; Magnoliopsida; Brassicales; Brassicaceae
Source: RefSeq, a predicted model, not a curated record
CAAAAGGUAAAGAAGUUUCUCUAUUUCUUCUUCUUCGUCCUCCCUUUCUUCUUCUCCUUCUCUCUUCCCACUGAUAGGCACCGAACCAAAGCAACCAAGGACGAAGAGAAACUAUAUAAGAAACCCCCUCAAGAGAGAGAGACGUAGAGGGAGAGAGAGAAAGGUGAAAGCUUUAUUUAUUGUUAUCAAGAUCACUGUAUCAACAACAACCAAUGCCUGCUUUGAAGAACUUGUCCGCCGCCGAUGAAGAGUACGACCAACUGGGUCGGAACUCAGAAGCUGACAGAUUCAAUCCCGAAGCUAACGAGACAGGAGGAGAUCCGGAGAAAAUGGAUGACAAGGACGGAAGUGGAGAUGAGGAAGACGACGUGAAACGUGACCAAGUUGAAGCAGAGGAUGAAGAAGCGUUAGAAGAAGAUUCUAAGGAAAGAAGUAAGUCUUCUUCAGGAGGAGAGCAAUCAGAAUCAGAUUCAGAAUAUGUAGAUAUUGAUCUAGCGGAUAUCCGUAGGGACGUGCAAUGCUCCAUAUGUUUAGGAAUUAUAAGGAAAACAAGGACUGUGAUGGAAUGUCUCCACCGGUUUUGCCAAGAGUGCAUUGAUAAGUCAAUGAGAUUGGGGAACAAUGAGUGUCCUACUUGCAGGAAACAUUGUGCAAGCCGACGUUCUUUAAGAGACGACCCAAACUUUGAUGCUUUUAUAGCAACUUUGUUCAAAGAUAUUGAUAAAUAUGAGGAGGAGGAAUUGGCUUUUAGUCAAGAUGACGAGACUCGUAAUAAGCAGAUUCAAGCAUCUAUAGCUCGGGUAUCACAACGACAGUCUUCAGCCCUUGCAAAAAAAAAGUCUUCUGGUAAAGACGCAGCAGUCUUAUCGAGACCCCGACGUAGUGCUAGUGGCUCCAGAAGAAGAAGGAACUGCAGAAGCAUGGAACAGGAUACAUCAGAAGCCCAUGAUGAUGAUGAUGAUCAAAACAACGGAGGCAAAGAUUCUUCUUCAGAUGAGCCUUGUGCCCCGCAGAGAAAACGGAAAAAGCGCUCAAAAACUCAGCCUUCUUCUUCAGCUGCAAACAACAACGAUAACUGCGCAGGUAAUGGCACAGAGCGGGCGCAUCAUAGGGACAGCAGAGGAAUAUCACCUGGGCUUGUGUGGAAUGCGGAAAUGCUUGCAUGGGGAAGAGGCGGUACACGGAGUAACACGAGACAAGGACAUAAUAACCAGGGAGCUAGUAGUAAGAGGAAUGCUCGCUUGAAUAGACUUGUCGAAUAUCUCGGGAACUUAGAGGGUAACAGUGUCGAGUUGGAUAUACCUCUUAAGCUUAUCUCGCUGGAUGCAACAUGUUUACCAGACUUAGUUCAUCCAUAUCUUCGUUGCCGACCUACUUUGCUAGUAAAACAACUCUGCGAAUAUGUAGCUCGCCAGAUGCAAUUGAAGGCUGAAGAGGUUGAAUUGUUGGUGUCUAAGGAAGGAGAUAAGGCAAUCGGGAAUCAGACCUCAACAGAGAAGAUGCAAAGUCUUAAAGAUGAUGAAACCCUGGCAAUGCUAAAAGUUGAUUGCAUUUCGAACCAUGGAGAUACGAUUGUAGUGUACCGCCAAAAGAAAAUCGGAUAGAAGAGGUUGGAUGGAGCAAGUGUAUAUGAAUGAAUUAGACUGUAUGCUCUUGCUUGUUUUCUCAGUUUCCUUUUUAGCCAUUGUUUCAUAUAUUUUCCCUCAGUUUAAAUAAACUUGAGAAUCAGGAGGAUAUAUAAGACAAUGAUAUGUUAAAGCAAAAAAAAUAAAAUAAGACAAUGAUAUGUACUGUGCUAGUCUGCUACUAUACUAGAAGUACAUAAUAUAUAUUUGGCUGUUU